This is a messenger RNA of Nymphaea colorata (pocket water lily), 974 nucleotides long. RefSeq lists its product as uncharacterized. The transcript has 11 exons. Gene Ontology annotation, biological process: mRNA splicing, via spliceosome. NCBI's taxonomy places the organism in Eukaryota, Viridiplantae, Streptophyta, Magnoliopsida, Nymphaeales, Nymphaeaceae. Gene Ontology annotation, cellular component: spliceosomal complex; U4/U6 x U5 tri-snRNP complex. Bases 231 to 845 code for a protein of 204 amino acids. The record is from RefSeq and is a predicted model, not a curated record. Gene Ontology annotation, molecular function: nucleic acid binding; zinc ion binding.
GGCGAGAGGUUCGAUUUUUAGCUUCUCUCUCUCUCUCUCUCGCUCGCUCAGGAGAGUCGCGAUUCCACAACGUGAACUAGAGAAGCGUAGAAUUGAUUGCUCUGAUUUUUUGGCGCCCUUUUUCAUUUCCUGCUCUCCUGAACACUUCAAGCGGAGAGCGACUAUUUGUAAUAUUUCACUUAUCGUGAAAGCAAAAUCAAAUACGUUCAGCUGAAAAUCAGAACUUUUUGAUGGCUCAUUCUGCUAGCAACACCGUGGGUGUGGAUAAUACCCACAGAAGAAAAUGGAACAGAGAGGAGUAUUUGGAGCGAGCUCGUGAACGCGAGUUGCAGGAAGAAGAAGGCCAUUUUAAGCAGAAAGCAAAGGCUCCUCCUGUGCAAAGAAAACCGCUGAAACACAGGGACUAUGAAGUUGACCUGGAUUCUCGUUUGGGGAAGACUCAGGUUGUCACUCCUGUUGCACCCCUAAGUCAGCAGGCAGGGUAUUAUUGUGAUGUUUGUGAAUGCAUAGUAAAGGAUUCUGCAAAUUUCUUGGAUCACAUCAAUGGAAAGAAACACCAACGUGCACUAGGAAUGUCAAUGCGGGUAGAACGUGCUUCUCUUCAACAGGUUCAGGAAAGAUUUGAAUCCCUCAAGAAACGGAAAAUUGGAGGAAGCUUUACUGAGCAAGAUUUGGAUGCUAGAAUAUUGAAACAACAGCAAGAGGAAGAAGAAAGAAAGAGGGAACGCAGGGAAAGGAAGAAGGAAAAGAAAAAGGAAAAGGCUGCAGAGGAUGAACCUGAAGAGGAUGCGGAUAUUGCAGCUAUGAUGGGAUUUGGUGGCUUCCGGUCAUCUAAGAAAUCGUAAAAGUUACCAGAUUGUGAAGUCGCAAUGCUGUAAUAUUGAACUUGUUGAAAUCAAUUUUUGUUAUUUGAAAAAAAAUAUUCCUCGUUUGGAAAGGUUGUGUUGAUUAGUAAUAGAAAAGUUGUCAGCCUA